AUGGACAAGACACAGCAACCCAGCUCAUUCCAACAGCUGGAAAAGCUUGGUGAAGGCACAUAUGCCACCGUUUUCAAAGGAAGGAAUCGCCAAACAGGCGAGUUGGUCGCCCUGAAAGAGAUCCACCUUGAUUCGGAGGAAGGAACGCCGUCGACCGCCAUUCGAGAGAUCUCGUUGAUGAAAGAACUGAAACAUGAGAGUAUCGUCUCGCUUUACGAUGUCAUCCACACAGAGAACAAGCUCAUGCUUGUCUUUGAAUAUAUGGAUAAGGAUCUGAAGAAAUACAUGGACACACGGGGCGACAGGGGUCAACUGGACCAUGCGACGAUCAAAUCGUUCAUGCACCAGCUUCUCAAGGGUAUCGCUUUCUGCCAUGAGAACCGGGUCCUUCACCGAGACUUGAAGCCCCAGAACCUCCUGAUCAAUAAGAAGGGUCAGCUCAAGCUGGGUGAUUUUGGUCUUGCGCGUGCAUUCGGCAUCCCUGUCAACACCUUCUCUAACGAGGUGGUGACGCUGUGGUACCGUGCGCCAGACGUGCUAUUGGGUAGCAGAACAUAUAACACAAGCAUUGAUAUCUGGUCCGCCGGAUGUAUCAUGGCCGAACUGUAUACUGGCCGUCCUCUGUUUCCCGGAACGACCAAUGAGGACCAGUUGCAAAAGAUCUUCCGUUUGAUGGGCACACCUUCGGAGCGCUCUUGGCCGGGUAUCUCCCAGCUCCCAGAAUACAAGCCUAAUUUCCACGUAUACGCUACGCAGGAUUUGGGUCUGAUUCUGCCGCAGAUCGAUCCGCUAGGACUUGAUCUUCUGAACCGGAUGCUGCAACUGCGACCGGAAAUGCGCAUCAGUGCGGCAGACGCAUUGCAGCACCCUUGGUUUCAUGAUCUUCCUCAGUUACAAGCGCAGUUGCAGCAGCAACAUCAGCAGCAACAACAACAACAGCAACAGCAAAUGGCGGGAGGCUAUGGCGGAAUGGUUCCACCUCAGCAGGCAUACUAA
This is a messenger RNA of Aspergillus clavatus NRRL 1, 996 nucleotides long. RefSeq names its product cyclin-dependent serine/threonine-protein kinase phoA. Gene Ontology annotation, biological process: protein phosphorylation. The record is from RefSeq and is a predicted model, not a curated record. Bases 1 to 996 code for a protein of 331 amino acids. Gene Ontology annotation, cellular component: nucleus; cytoplasm. The transcript is spliced from 3 exons. Lineage: Eukaryota; Fungi; Ascomycota; Eurotiomycetes; Eurotiales; Aspergillaceae. Gene Ontology annotation, molecular function: cyclin-dependent protein serine/threonine kinase activity; ATP binding.